AUGAAGGCUAUGCAUAGAGAAACUCGUCCGACUGCUCCACUCUCACCAUCAGGACGAAUUCGUAAGUCAUCAGCUGAACGAAAGGAAAAACUCAAGGUCGAGUCAACAUUACGUCGCCUUGUCGGCUCGGACGAGGAUAGUUCUCAACUGGAACUUGUUCUGUCCACAAUUAGAUACAUACGAGAGCUGCAGUCUCAGCUAGAGAACAACAAAGAGAACGAACUUCCCGACGGACUGCAGGAUCUGUUGGCUCAGUGCUCCGUCAGCAAGCCUGAAGCCGCAUAG
Messenger RNA from Angiostrongylus costaricensis, 285 nucleotides. The record is from the annotation of a GenBank genome assembly. NCBI's taxonomy places the organism in Eukaryota, Metazoa, Nematoda, Chromadorea, Rhabditida, Metastrongylidae.